AUGAGGGCUGAGAACUUCACCUCUGUCACCCAGUUCAUCUUGGUGGGACUUUCCAACCACCGCAAGACUCAGAUUCUGCUCUUCGUGGUCAUCCUCCUCAUCUACUUGCUGACCGUGGUGGGGAACCUGGUGAUCAUCAUGCUGAUCCAGGUGGACUCCCGCCUCCACACCCCCAUGUACUUCUUCUUAACCCACCUGUCCAGCCUGGAAAUCUGCUAUGUCACCAGUACAGUGCCUCAGAUGCUGUCUCACCUACUGGCUGGCAAUGGAGCCAUCUCCUUCAGCCGUUGUGCCGCACAAAUGUACAUUGCUUUAUCCCUCGGUAGCACUGAGGGCCUUCUGCUGGGCACCAUGGCCUACGACCGUUACUUGGCUAUCUGCCACCCCUUACUCUACGUCAUUGCCAUGGGCAGGUGGCGCCAGUUGCAGCUGGCCUUAGCCUCUUGGGCAGGCGGCUUCCUCCUCUCCGUGAUGAAUGUGGGUUGUACCCUUCGCCUCCCUUUCUGCGGCCCCAACCACAUCAACCAUUUCUUCUGUGAGCUGCCAGUCGUUCUGAAACUCGCGUGUGCCGACACUCACGUCACAGAGGCUGUUAUAUUUGGGGCAGCCGUGCUGAUCCUCCUGGUUCCCCUCUCGGUUAUCCUGACCUCCUACGGCCUCAUCCUGUCCUCUGUUUUGCAAAUGCAGUCGGCUUCCGGACGUCACAAGGCCUUCUCCACUUGUGCCUCUCACUUGGCGGUGGUCACCUUAUUCUAUGGCACUGUCAUCUCCAUGUACAUGAGGCCUCGGUCAGGCACAGCCACUGACCUUGACAAGAGAAUUGCCAUCUUUUAUAUUGUGGUCACUCCUUUGCUCAACCCCAUCAUUUACACCCUGCGGAACAAGGAUGUCCACGAUGCCGUCGCCAAAGUGAUCCAAAGAUGGGGCUUGGAACCAAAGUUAAAGCAUUAA
Messenger RNA from Gekko japonicus, 951 nucleotides. RefSeq names its product olfactory receptor 2D3-like. Gene Ontology annotation, molecular function: olfactory receptor activity; G protein-coupled receptor activity. The record is from RefSeq and is a predicted model, not a curated record. The transcript has a single exon. Gene Ontology annotation, biological process: G protein-coupled receptor signaling pathway. Gene Ontology annotation, cellular component: membrane. The coding region runs from base 1 to 951 and encodes 316 amino acids. Lineage: Eukaryota; Metazoa; Chordata; Lepidosauria; Squamata; Gekkonidae.